Molecule: messenger RNA, 2127 nt
Organism: Chenopodium quinoa (quinoa)
Lineage: Eukaryota; Viridiplantae; Streptophyta; Magnoliopsida; Caryophyllales; Amaranthaceae
Product: casein kinase 1-like protein 3
Exons: 15
Coding region: 383-1660 (425 amino acids)
Biological process (GO): endocytosis; peptidyl-serine phosphorylation; signal transduction
Cellular component (GO): nucleus; cytoplasm
Molecular function (GO): protein serine/threonine kinase activity; ATP binding
Source: RefSeq, a predicted model, not a curated record
AUAAAAAAUCGAUAAUAAUAACAACACAUCUCUCUCAUUUGCUUAUCCACUUCCAACUCAAAUUAUAAUUUCCUUUCUCUCUCCAAAAAAUAAAUAAAAAAAAAAAAUUAAAUCGCCGAAAAAACCCACCUCAGACCCUCUGUCUCUACUUCCUCUCUCCUCUUCCCCCAAACAACCCCCGCGUGUGGCUUCAAUUUUCUCUCUCCUCACCUCACUUUAUCGGCACCUUUCAUCGGAAUCCUUUCUCUCUCCUCCUUUUUCCCCCAAUUUUUGUAUUAAACCCUACCUUAAUUCUUCAAGUUCAUGCUAUUAAAUCCUCAAUUUCGAUAAAUUUUUCAAUUAAUUUUGUUGUUGAUUGAAGUUUGAUUCAUCCAUUAUUCUUAUGGAUCGGAUCGUCGGCGGCAAGUAUAAGCUUGGUCGUAAGAUCGGAAGUGGUUCUUUCGGCGAAAUUUUCGUUGCUACUCAUAUUGAUACCUUCGAAAUUGUCGCGGUGAAGCUCGAGAAUACUAAGACGAAGCAUCCACAAUUACGGUAUGAGGCGAAGGUAUACGACAUUCUUCAAGGAGGAAGUGGAAUUCCAAGUGUGAAGUGGUCCGGGGUGGAUGGAAACGAUAAUAUCCUCAUUAUUGAUUUGUUGGGGCCUAGUUUGGAGGAUCUCUUUGUAUACUGUGGGAGAAAGUUUUCGUUGAAGACUACCCUAAUGUUGGCUGAUCAAAUGAUUACAAGAAUAGAAUAUGUUCAUUCGAAAGGCUUUUUACAUCGAGAUAUCAAACCUGAUAACUUUCUCAUGGGUCUAGGUCGAAAAGCUAAUCAGGUCUACAUUAUUGAUUUCGGACUUGCAAAAAGAUAUCGUGAACCAACAACGAAUCGCCAUAUUCCAUACAGGGAGAACAAGAAUCUGACAGGGACUGCACGUUAUGCUAGUUGCAACACUCAUCUUGGCAUUGAGCAAAGUCGGCGUGAUGAUUUAGAGUCGCUUGGAUAUGUUCUCCUUUAUUUUUUGAGAGGAAGCCUACCCUGGCAAGGUCUUAAAGCUGCAACCAAGAAGCAAAAAUAUGACAAAAUAUGUGAGAAGAAGUUGGCUACUCCAAUAGAGGUCUUAUGCAAGUCACAUCCUGUUGAAUUUGCCUCGUACUUGCAUUACUGCCACUCAUUGACAUUUGAUCAGCGACCUGAUUAUGGGUUCUUGAAGCGCUUGUUUCGUGAAUUAUUUACUCGUGAAGGAUAUUCUUUUGAUUACAUCUUUGAUUGGACCAUUAUGAAAUAUCAGCAGGUUCAAAAGAGUAGAAAUCAGCCUCAGUUAUCGCCAGCUGCAGGAGGAAGUAGCAGUCGUGCAAUGCCAAUGGAUGUGGACAAUCAAGGGGGGCAAUAUGCCAUGCAUGCUCAUGGUAUCACUGACCGUGCUAGAGUGGGCAAUGGUGCAGCUUUUGAUUCCCACAUGCAUUCUAGUUUAGCCGUUGAGAAAAAACGGACAUCUGAAACCAUGGCAUACAAAGAUUUACCAUCAACUUCAUUUUCUUCACAAGGGAUCUUGAGAAAAGAUGCUGCUGAUCCUGUUAGGCCCACUGAAGCUACAAACUCGAAUCAAGAACAUGUUAAUAAAACUGGUCCUUCAAGCAGAUGGAUUUCUCCCCUGAUGCGAAUUUCAUCUGCAAAGUGAUUGAAGGUGAAAAUUAUCCUGGAUGAUCUCUUAAUGCAAAUCUCUGGGCACCUGUUGCACCUCAGUUUUGCCGCAACCAUUGCUAUUUGAGCUUGUGCCAUGCAAGACAUUCUCAGAAGUGCGGCAAAUAUAUUUGGACUUACAGUGUAUGACCUAAAAAAGCUUGGUGCAACUGGUGUGCUGAUGCCAUGAAUCGCACACAUCACUCUUGUAUUUACAAUCCUGUGUAAUAUGACAACUUGUGGCAUAUUCAUCCGUGUGUGUUCCAUAAAGGUUGCAGAAUCCUCUCUGCCACACGGUUGUCCUCAACAGCGUCCAUCUAUUUGGUUCAUGGUUUUGUGAGUUGCAUUUUGUACUUUUAUGAGAAUCAGGUGUAUGUGACAGUAGCAACAUACAUUAGCUUGACUAUUAUUAAUUCUCUUCUGAUCUUAAUAAAAAAGUUUGGUGGUGUUUAUUGUACCUCUUCA